Molecule: messenger RNA, 3984 nt
Organism: Vespa crabro (European hornet)
Lineage: Eukaryota; Metazoa; Arthropoda; Insecta; Hymenoptera; Vespidae
Gene: Vha16
Product: V-type proton ATPase 16 kDa proteolipid subunit
Exons: 3
Coding region: 178-657 (159 amino acids)
Biological process (GO): proton transmembrane transport
Cellular component (GO): proton-transporting V-type ATPase, V0 domain
Molecular function (GO): proton-transporting ATPase activity, rotational mechanism
Source: RefSeq, a predicted model, not a curated record
GGUAGGCCAUAUUUGACAGUGGCACUAGUCUAGCGAAGUGAGUGCGUGAAGAUCGCUCUUCGUUCGACGGUCCGCGAUUCGACAACCUGUGUAAAUACUCGCGAUCCUACGCAUAGAACGAGAGGAGUCUCAGAGACGUAGGAAAUUACAUACACAUCAAAAAAAAAAAUAUACACGAUGAGUUCCGCAUUUCCGGAGGGCGCACCCAUUUACGGGCCCUUUUUCGGAGUAAUGGGCGCUGCCUCUGCCAUUAUAUUUUCCGCUCUGGGAGCAGCUUAUGGCACAGCCAAAUCAGGUACAGGCAUUGCAGCGAUGUCCGUUAUGAGGCCAGAACUUAUUAUGAAAUCUAUCAUUCCUGUUGUCAUGGCGGGUAUUAUUGCCAUUUAUGGACUGGUAGUGGCGGUUCUUAUUGCCGGUAAUCUAAACGAACCACCAAUCUACACUCUUUAUAACGGUUUUGUCCACCUGGGUGCUGGCUUAGCCGUAGGUUUUUCUGGUUUAGCUGCAGGAUUUGCCAUUGGUAUUGUGGGAGAUGCGGGUGUAAGAGGCACUGCACAACAGCCUCGCCUCUUUGUCGGUAUGAUCUUAAUUCUCAUCUUCGCAGAAGUAUUGGGUCUUUAUGGUCUCAUCGUUGCCAUCUAUUUGUACACAAAAUAAACAGCUCGUAGAGGCAAGAAUGCAAGACUUGUCGCCUGCAACCAACAACGCUCCCCAACUAUUAAAUAUUGCAACUUGUUUCAACAUUUUACUUAAUCAUAUACACACAUUACUUCGUUCAUACCCGCAUCGCCUCACAUGCGCAUACUUCUGUAAUGUUAUAUUCAACUCCAUAUGUUAGAACUCGUGCAUUUAACGUCUACACAAAUCAUAACGUGAAAGAUGUAUCUAUCGGAAGUACUGCAAUACAAGCAUGGCUGCGGCAAGUCAAGACACGAAUGAUCUAAUUGAAUGAAUUAUUUCGAUCUUACGAAAGGAGGACGAAAUUUAAUUAAAAGAAAAUGUGAAAAUUCACAGGCGACAGGGAAUUACAUAGAGGAGAAAAAAAAAAUACCCCAUGUCCCACGACGAAACAUUUCUCUCACUGUAUAGUAAUCAUUUCUAGCGUAGUUUGACAUUGAAUUAUCAAUUAAAAUAAUCGGCUCUACUGAAUGUAUAAAGAUGAGAAUGUUAUUCAUAAAAGAAUACUUAGCACAAUUAUAAUAUUAAACGUAAUUGAAGUGGCAGUAUACAGCAUGUAACAAAGUACGAGAAAACGAAAGUACAUUGUUAAGAGGGAAAAAGGCCAACAACAAAUGUUUGAAUUAUUAUGCGUGUAAAAGACGGCAUAAUAUAUACGGUCGUUGUACAGUGAUGGUUCUGUAAAAAAAAAAAAAAAAAAAAAAGAAAAAAAAAAUAAAAAAGAAAAUAAAAAAAAACAGAAUUCGUACAACCGAGAGAGGAUGCAAGGGGGACAAAGAAUGGUGUGUUAAGAGAGAGCGAGAGAGAGAGAGAGAGAGAGAGAGAGAGAGAGAGAGAGAGAGAGAGAGAGAGAGAGAGAGAGUCAGCGGAAGAAGCGUGAAUGUAUUAAGUAAAUAAAAAAAAAAAAAAUGAAAAAAAAAAACAGAUAUAUGAUAGUAUUAAGUCAAUUGAAAAAAAGCCUGCUGGACGUAAAUGGCAUUUUGCAUUAUCUCUGAUUACUGAGCAAAAUGUGUUGGGUUAUAGCGAAGGCCAGCGAUUAACCCAACGAAGUAAAAGAAUCGAAAUUAUUUCGUGCGUUAUCCGAAAUAUUGCACGUUAGUUCUCGCGAUUCGAGGAUGGCCACGGAAUUAUAAGAGUCGACCAACUUUAUUUUACGUGCCAGCAGAAAGACGAUGGUGUUAUAAAAUGAAAAUAAUAAUAAUAAUAAAAAAAAUAAAAAAAAAAAAUAAAAAAAAAACAAUUUCGCUUAUCUAAAGAAUCGUAUUAUGAGAUAAAUGACGGAUAAAAAACAAUUUGUACAUUCCAUAAUAAGUUCGUUCGUUCAGUGCAGGUGAGCGGGCGCUUGUAACGUUUGUCAAACGCAUGAUCGUUAAUCCCUUUUUUUGUUCUCUUCUUUUUCUUUUUUCUUUUUUUUUUCCUUUUUGUUCUAUUUUUCCAAUAAUAAUAAUAAUAAUAAUAAUAAUAAUAAUAAUAAUAAUAAUAAUAAUAACAAUAUAACAAACACAAUACAACAAACAAAAUGUUAAAGAAAUACAAAAAAAAAAAUACAUGUUACCUUGAAACGUUAAGAAAAAUAUUCGUACGCACGUUAUUUUAAUUUGAAGCUUCGCUGUGAAAGGCUCUGCCAAUUUCACGAGAGGACAAAGCAUCGUAAGAAAAUGAAAUUAAGAAAUUUCUUUCCUUUCGGAUUGAUUAGUCGUCAUGGGAGCUGACGAUUAGUCAAUCAUAGGUGUAUAUGGCCUUUCAAAAUUGGUCACCGCCACUCUCCUUAACCCCCCUCACUGACCGACCGAUCAAUCAGCCAAACAACCAACCAAUCAAUCAACCAAUCAUCCAACCAACCAAUCUGUGACCUUACAUUCGAAGAUACGAUAUGAUGCUGUAUUCUAAUGACAAAAAUGAAACGUUACGCCCACUUGCCAUGUUCUAACAUUAAUUGUGCAGUAUUUUCUACACCUGCGGGUAUGAAUGAUGGGCUCGUUUUAAGUAUACAUUUAAGGGCACAUUUAUCGGUGAAAAAAAAGAACGUGAAACGCGUUUUGAACUUCGGAAGUUAGAUAAAUAAAAGAUAAAAAAAAAAAAAAACCAAGUCCUUCGAUGGAGGAAUCUUUCAGAGUACAAAGAGAGAAGAGAACUCAUGUCCUUUUCUGGAAAAUGUACUGAUUCUUUGGAGGAUAUAAAAAAAAAAAAAAAAAAAAAAAAAAGAAAAGAAUGAACCAAAAGCUUUUGCCAGAAUCGUUUGAUGGAAGGAAACGAACUUUUUGCAAAUUCCUAAAAUGUUUGUUGUUACAAGGAGAACUGAGGGGGAAAAAAUGCGUGAUAAAGAACUCUUAUGUAGUUGAGAAAGGAACGAGAGUUAAAUAAAGAAAGAAAAAGAGAGAAAGAGAAGAAAGAGAAAAAAAAGAACACUUUAGAUCUCGUGAAAGAAAAAGCGCUCGACGAAGAAAAGUGCGAAAACGAGCCGGGGAGGAGCGGUGGUGGGGAAUAAGCAAAUGAGAGCGAAUUGGCACUUCAUAUUGAAGAACUCAGGCAUAUAAAAAAAAAGAGAGAGAGAAAGAGAGAUUAGUUACCUUCUUUAUCCUCCCGAACCCCCUCCAUUCCGUAUAUAUAUAUAUAUAUAUAUAUAUACAAUACAUAUAUAUAUAUAUAUAUACAAACAUAUAUAUAUAUAUACCAUAUGUGUAUAUACAUAUAUUUCUCAAAAAAAGAUCCAAUUUAACAUUUUGUUUUAAGACGAUCGAUGGAAAAUAAUAAGAAAGAUAAUAUCGAAUAAUACAUAUAUAUAUAUGUAUAUAUAUAUAUAUGUAUGUAUGUAUGUAUGUAUGUAUGUAUCAAUUAUAGUUUUUGUGCGCGUAUGAUGUACAUACCACUCACAAUGCUUCACGCUAUUAUUACAAUUUAGGCUAAAUAUUAAGUAAAGGUAUUAUUAUAUACCAAAAUCUUUUGCGUAGCUCUACAUGAACGAGAAAGAGAGAGAGAGAGAGAGGGAGAAAGAUAGAGAAAGAUAGAGAAAUAGAGACAGAAAUAGAGAGAAAAAGAGAGAGAUAAAAUAGCAGAAGAAAAAACAGAUAGAAAAAAAAUUGCACGAUGGUAGGUAGUCAUGUGUGCGCGUGCGUGUGCGCGUGUGUAUGUGUAUGUGUGCGCGAUGCGUGAAAGAUAAUGUGCGUGUAAGUACACAAGUAAAAAAAGAAAAAUGUUACGUACGUACGUACGUACGUAUGUUGUGUUUGUUUGUGUGCGAAAAAGAGAGUUGAAGUACGCGAGCGUACGGUGUGAAUGAAUAAAAAGUGAAAAAGAAAAAAAAAA